AUGCAUGAUGCACCAGAGGUUAUUACACAGACUGGAGGAUACCCUGGGGAGUCCUCACAUGCUAGAGGCGAGGAGGCACCGUCAUCAUACAUUGAUGAUGUAUUGUUGAUGACCGAGGAUGAGUUGAGACAGAUUCAGGAGGGCACCUUGUCGGCCAUUUCAUUUGGCCUCGAUAGCUUGAUGGGCACAAGCAGCACGAGUGCGGUGCAUUGUGAUCUAGGAUCUGGUAGUGCAAUUGGAGACAAGGGAAAGGUUGUUUAUGAAAAUAUUCAAAACAUACCUCCUCUACCGAAGACAUACAUCAAGAGUCCUGCAAAGCUGAAGAGAAAACGUGGAGAUGAGGAUCCUUCAGAGCCGAGCAGUGCGGUGAAGAGGAUCGAUUUUGAUGAUCCAUCAGCAACUUAGGAUGUUAUAGAUAGUUUUGGGAUGCUUACAUGUCUAUUUGGCAUGUAUAUUUUGUAUAUGGACAUACA
Molecule: messenger RNA, 473 nt
Organism: Cryptomeria japonica (Japanese cedar)
Lineage: Eukaryota; Viridiplantae; Streptophyta; Pinopsida; Cupressales; Cupressaceae
Exons: 5
Coding region: 1-405 (134 amino acids)
Source: RefSeq, a predicted model, not a curated record